Eurytemora carolleeae is the source of this 4213-nucleotide messenger RNA. RefSeq lists its product as uncharacterized. Gene Ontology annotation, biological process: membrane protein intracellular domain proteolysis; regulation of response to endoplasmic reticulum stress. Gene Ontology annotation, molecular function: metalloendopeptidase activity; protein binding. The transcript is spliced from 20 exons. The record is from RefSeq and is a predicted model, not a curated record. Lineage: Eukaryota; Metazoa; Arthropoda; Copepoda; Calanoida; Temoridae. Gene Ontology annotation, cellular component: cytoplasm; membrane. The coding region runs from base 1071 to 4181 and encodes 1036 amino acids.
UUACUAUUUUAAUUUUUUUAUGCAUAGUUAAUUUAUCUUGAUUCUUUUCUUCUUAAUUUUACAAUUUUUUCGUAAAUUCUUCUUAGGAUAACUUUGGAUACAUUUUUGAUUGUGCAUAUUCAACAUAUCAGAGCGUAGUUUGCUUUCUUCAUGCUCUUUGCUCAUGGAUACCAUGUUACUUUCUUACUUGGGUUACUUGGUUAUUGAUUCCUUGCGUUGCAUGGGGACCAUAGUAGGAAUUUUUUUUUUGGACAUCAGAAAGGUGCUCAGGUCUCACCAUUAACCAUGUUCAACAGGAUGGUCAUCACGCACUUCUCACGCACGCACUGUUGAUUCAGAUAGUAUGUUAGGAUGUACAUGGAGAAAGGAAUGCUAAGACUGUACUGUCUAGCAACUAGAUAUUGCCAAACCAGAUCCAAGCAUACGUUAACCCUCACUAGAUUCAUCUCUCAACAAGAUGUACAGAAAUACGCUGAUCUAACAGGUGAUAAGAAUCCUAUACAUCUGAGCGGAGCAGAUAGUAUAGUUCAUGGAACCUAUAUUCUUGGAAUUGUCAGUGGAGUGCUAGGAACCAGGCUACCAGGACCAGGUUCAGUUGUAUCUUCUCUUCAAGCCAAGUUCAUUAAACCAUGUCCGGUGAAUACCGAAAUCAGUAUAACUGUGACCUGUGAAAAGCUAAGAAAACUGUCUACAUUGAACUUUCAUGUGACAAACUUAAAGUCAAGUGAAGAAUUAGUCCAGGGCGAGGCGAAAAUUCUGAUUUCUAAGGACAAAAAUGUGUAAAAAAGAAUAAGUUGAACAUUUUUAUUUUCUUUGAAAGUUGAGUGAAAGUAGCAUAAAAAAGCUGCAUACGUUUUGAAAAUAGUGAAAACUGCCAUAAUUAUGAAACAGGUAGCUUCCUUUUCAAAAGAACAAAAGCAGCACAGUAGCAAAGUUUUCAGCAAUGGAAGCAGUUCCAACUAAAAAAGAAAAUGGCAAUCAGUCUAGGAAAAGUUUGUCGGACUUGAUAUUGUUUAAAACCGGUUUAAACGUGAAUUCCUGGUUCUCCUGGUAUAAGUUGAAGGUGUAGGAUGAGUGUUUGGAGCUGUCUAGGAAUACUAGGCCUGGUCUACUGUAUUCUCUACCUACUGGAUACAGUUGCUAGAUACUGGUUUACCAUCAAGUAUAUACGAGCUAUGAGAGGAAUAGGUGUUGAUAUUGGUAUCCUGCAGAUUCGCUGGUUUACGGAGAGGUUUAACCGAGUCUUGAUCAGGUUUGGACGGAGCUGUCCCGGUUUUCUCUCCGCUUGGUUCGGGUUGGGUGCUCUGCUCUCAUCUCUACUCAUCAUACCUUCGGUUUAUAUUCUGAUCCGGACUUUGGUUGGACAGUUUGAAUCAGAGAGUGGAGAAGAUAGAGUUGUGAUCCAACCCGUCCUACCUGGAGUAAAUAUACCAACCUCGGAGCUAGGAUACUACUUUAUCAGUUUACUAGUAUGUUCUGUAUACCAUGAGAUCGGACAUGCAGUAUCUGCUGUGAGCGAGGAUGUUCGAGUUCUAGGGUUUGGAGUAUUCAUUCUCUUUAUCCUUCCUGCAGCUUACGUUGACCUACCCACUGACCAGCUUAGGAAUAAAACUAGUCUCCAACGACUAAGAGUGUUUUCUGCCGGAGUCUGGCAUAAUAUAAUUCUAGUGUUUGCUGGAUAUCUGGUUCUGCAAACCUUACCAUUCUUCUCCGGGCCCUUGUAUACAUACAGAACUAGUCUUUGUGUUACAUACGUCAACCCGGAGUCAUCGGUUACCGGGCCCAGUGGGUUAAAACAAGGAGAUGCUUUAACUGCUGUAUCUGGAGAAAUAAUCAGAUCUAAAAAUGAAUUCAGAGACUGGAUAGUUCACUCGAUGCAGAACCCUAAUCCUGCCUACUGUAUUCAAACCUGGAGUCUCGAUAAAGUUAAAUUAUCCUCUGCUCAAAUCAAUCAGAACAACGAGUGCUGUGAAAAUGUUGCCAAUUCUCUGUGUUUCCGCACCGGAGGUGAUACUAGUUUGCGGACCGGAAGUGAUACCAGUUUGCGGACCGGAAGUGGGUUAAGUUGCCUCCAUGUCAGAGAUUUUCUAAGUUUAGCAAACCGAACUCACUCCAACUCUACCCACUGUGAUAAAGACGAAUCAUUGGUAACGCACAUUUUCGGGACGAAUCACACUAAAUUCGUCCAAGUGAGCCGACAGGACGAUAAGGAUUUUCUAUUCGUCGGUAACCCUGCUUUAAUCUACUCGUCUAUACAAGUAUCCGAGUACUGUCCUAAGUAUGGAGUGGCUCCCAGUUCCCUUCCUGAUCAGGUUGAGAAGAUGUGUAAUUAUAUAAUAUCCUUCUCCAGCGCCUUAGCAGUCCUUAAUGUAAUUCCCUCCAUGCUCCUUGACGGUCAGCACAUGAUGCAGGUUCUCCUAGAAUUACUGUUGAAAGGAGAGUAUACUAGACAUAGAGAAAUCCUUCAGUUUAUAUUAACCCUAUUGGGAACUCUACUGGUUGCUGGAAAUAUUCUGGUUGGAUUCUAUACCCUGGGUAUGGAUAUCCCUGUAAACAGUAUUAUCCUGAUAUCCUCUAGUCCUCUACUCUCUGGUCUACUCUCCAACUCAAGCACAGAUAAGAUCAUUCUUGAAGGAGUUUCUGAAAAACAGUGUCGCCACCUCGUGGAGUUUAUGUACACUGGUCACGUGAGCAGAAUACACGAAACUGAGAUACCUGAACUACUGUUGGUUGCACGCUGCCUACAAAUUAACGGAAUUCUCGCUUCAUUGCGCGUUCCUGUUGAUUGUAAGCCGCAAGUUUCUCCAGAGAAGACAAUUCCCACUUAUCCCGAUCCAUUCUCUCCUCCUGCUGUCCCUCCUAUGGAUGAGGAUGAAGAAGGAGCAGAUGAUGUGUUUGUGGAUGAUAAUGCUGUAGAUCUAUCAUCUGCUAACAGAAGUCUCGAGAAAAGUGCAGAACCUAGGGUUGUAAAGAGAUUAGCCUCCCUCAGUAAGAUAUCUGAGGCUCUUUCCAGGUUAUCCAGUGGGUCUAAAUCAUCUGUUGAAUCUGACUCUACUCCUGUCGGAGAAUCUGACCAUACUCCUGUCGGAGAAUCUGACCUCGACUCUCAGCCUCGGAUCAAGAAACCUAGGCCUCUGACAGGUCUCCCAGGUCCGGAGGAUCCGGCAACUAAAACUAAAACUCCUCGAACUCCUUUGAUCCCAUCCCCAGACUCUCGUAUCACAGAGGAACGGUUUCGACAAUUUCUGGACUCGUGUAGUGCGGAGCAACAGGAGAAACUACGGAACCUGUCAGUUUCUAGUUCAGAUUUUAAUUUUAACGAUUGUUCUUCUCUACCUAAUACUCCGGGAUACAAACAUAAACAAUUCAACAUUCCAGAAAUCCAGAUGAAAGAGGAGAAUCCAAGCUGUUUAAAUCCCAACCCCGGUGAAUCUAGUCAAAUCCAGAUAUCCAGCUCUUAUUCAGUCCGAAUUCCCGAUCCUUCACGGUUAUCCGACCCUGUCCGGAUACCCGAGUUCACACUGUCAUCCAGUUCUUCUAGUCUCGCCCACUCAGGAGCAGGAGUCAGUGGGUCAGAGCAGUCUAGUCCUAACAGCAUACCUGUUAUUAAUAUUAUCAAACCUGAACCACCAGACCUAGAAUCAUUUUCUAUUAGUGUUGAGAGUCCUGAGGAUGGAUCUGUAUUACCGGAUGCAAACAGUAAUAUUAAAUAUGAAGCUGAAGACUCAUCUAGACUAGGAUUCUACUUUCCCACCCUCUCUCUCCCUCUAGCCCUACCCUACCCUCAAUACCUACUCAGUAGGCUGGAUGAACAGAAUAGUCUUUACUCUAGAGAGUUUAAAUCUAGUUUUAUCAGUAAUCCUCACAGUGCUUUCACCCCAACCCGACCUGACAAUUCACAGUUUAGGUCGCAGGAAUCCGCUAAACCAAAGCAGGUCUUUAAAUGUCAGAAAUGCGGGAAAUGUUACAACUGGAAUUAUAACCUCAACAGACAUAUCAGGUUCGAGUGCGGAAUAGAGAACAAGUUUGAGUGCUCAAUGUGCAAUAAAAGAUUUCCAUACAAGCAGAACGCAGCAAUUCAUUUAAGACGGAAGCAUAAAGUACUUCUGGAGACGGCCGACGAUAUGUUAAAUGCCGGCCAAAUUGUUCAGCUGGGUGGAAAACCGAUGCAAAUGCAAUAGUAUUUUCUAGUCAAAAUAAAUUUUCUUUCAUA